This is a messenger RNA of Rubroshorea leprosula, 3785 nucleotides long. NCBI's taxonomy places the organism in Eukaryota, Viridiplantae, Streptophyta, Magnoliopsida, Malvales, Dipterocarpaceae. The record is from the annotation of a GenBank genome assembly.
AGAGGAUGAGCAGCUGCGACGAUGCAAGGAAGGGUGCGGAUGUGAUGGAAGGGAAGAGAGGGAGGAGGUCGGAUUGCUAUAGAGGUACUUGGAAGAUCAACUGAUGUUUUCUUGGAUCUAUGUACGAUUGUGGGGAGGAGGAGGAAGAUCAUGGUGAUCGGGAUCUGCUGGAAAACCCGAUCUGGGUUCUGCUGGAGAAAAAAUGAGAAAAAAAAAAAGAGGAAGAAGGUGGGAAGGGUAAAUUUGUAAUUGUAUUUUUAAAAUUUUUUGGUUUUGUAAGAUGUGUUGAGUCGGGUGUUGAUUGAUGGUUCUCCGGUUCCCUUACCGUCCCCCUUACCAUUGAGCCUCAACCACGGUCGGAAAUAGAGCCAAAACGCUCGAGGAGAUCAUGAACAAAUCAGUCGACUUGGAACGGAUACCUGUAGAGGAAGUUUUGGAGCAGCUGAAAUGUACCAGGGCUGGACUGACUUCAGAGGAAGGAGCCCGUCGACUCCAAGUUUUUGGACCAAACAAACUAGAAGAGAAAAAGGCACGAGCUGGUAUUAAGGAGGUUCAUUUCCUUCCUUUCAACCCUGUAGACAAGAGAACUGCUCUUACUUACAUUGAUUCUAAUGGAAACUGGCAUCGGGCUAGCAAAGGUGCCCCCGAGCAGAUAUUGGACCUUUGCAACUCCAAGGGAGAUGUUCGGAAAAAGGUUCAUGCAGUAAUUGACAAGUUUGCUGAAUGUGGACUUCAAUCAUUAGCAGUGGCAAUACAGGAAAUACCUGAGAAGACAAAAGAUAGUUCAGGGGAACUAUGGCAGCUUCUUGGUUUGUUGCCUCUAUUUGAUCCUCCAAGGCAUGACAGUGCUGAAACCAUUAGAAUGGCUCAAGUCCUUGGCGUGGAUGUUAAGAUGAUUACUGGUGAUCAGCUUGCCAUAGCCAAAGAAACUGGGAGGAGGCUUGGAAUGGGAACGAACAUGUACCCUUCUUCCUCCUUGCUUUUUGAAGAUAAGGAUCCUUCAAUUGCUGCUGCUUUCCCUAUAAAUGAGUUCAUUGAGAUGGUAGAUGGAUUUGCUGGAGUAUUACCAGAACACAAAUAUGAAAUUGUUAAGAGGCUGCAAGAGAGGAAACAUAUCUGUGGUAUGACCGGAGAUGGUGAUGCUCCUGCUUUGAAGAAGGCUGAUAUUGGAAUUGCUGUUGCCAAUGCUUCAGAUGCUGCUAGAAGCGCAUCAGAUAUUGUCCUCACUGAACCAGGGCUUAGUGUCAUUAUAAGUGCGGUUCUAACAAGCAGGGCUAUUUACCAAAGGAUGAAGAACUACACAACCUAUGCUGUUGCUGCUACCAUCCAUAUUGUGUUUAGUUUCCUGAUUAUUGCCUUGGUGUGGAAGUUUGACUUUGCUCCUUUUAUGGUCUUAAUUAUUGCCAUCCUAAAUAACGGGACAAUCAUGACAAUAUCAAGAGACAGAGUGAAGCCAUCUCCACAGCCUGACAACUGGAAUCUGAGAGAGAUUUUCACUACUGGGAUUGUGCUCGGAGGAUACUUAGCAUACAUGACUCUAGUAUUUUUCUGGGCUAUAAGAUACACCAACUUCUUCUCUGACAAGUUUGAUGUAAUUCCUCUGCGCCACUUGUAUAGUCCUGAUGGCAUUGAUCAGUCAAUGAUGAUGGCAGCUUUAUACCUUCAAGUGAGUAUUGUGAGCCAGGCCCUCAUUUUCGUGACACGAUCCCAGAGCUGGUCCUAUGUUGAACGCCCCGGACUUCUGUUAGUCAUUGCUUUUAUACUCACUCAGCUGGUAGCAACACUGAUUGCAGUCUAUGCAAAUUGGGAUUUUGCUAAAAUGAAAGGUAUUGGCUGGAGAUGGGCUGGAGUGAUCUGGCUUUAUAGUGUUGUGACUUAUAUCCCUCUCGAUAUUCUCAAGUUUGCCAUUCAGUAUCUCCUUGGUCGUAGUGUGAGGGAUACACUCUUACGGGACAAGACCGCCUUCAAUACAAAAAACCUUUUCAGUGACAAGAACAGUUAUAGGGAACUCUCAGAGAUUGCAGAGGAGGCUAAAGACCGGGCUGAGGUUAUCAGGCCUAGGGAGCUUGCACUCACGGGGCAUGUUGAAUCAGUUGUUAUGCUGAAGAGACUUGACAUUGAUACAGCAGCCUUUGAUGCAUCCACAAUGGAGAAUUUUCUGCAAGAGUGGGACAAGGAGAAGCCGGUGAGAUACACUGCUGAGCAGCUGGAUGGCUUUACAAGAUAUUACUCAAAAAGGUUGGGGUCGGGAGGAUAUGGGGAUGUUUAUGAAGGGCAGUUUCCAAAUGGAGUCAAGAUUGCAGUGAAGUUGCUCAAGGAAAAAUAUGAGGGAGCAGCAAAAAGGCAGUUCAUGGCAGAGAUAGGCACAAUUGGAAGAACAUACCACAUUAAUUUGGUUAGACUUUAUGGUUUUUGCUAUGAUGGAAAUAUAAGCGCGCUUGUAUAUGAAUUCAUGGAAAAUGGAUCGCUUGAUAAUUACUUGUUUGGGAAGAAGGAGAUGAUUGAGUGGGAAAUAUUACAUGUAAUAGCGGUGGGGAUAGCCAAAGGAAUUGCUUAUUUGCAUCAAGACUGUCAACAGAGAAUUAUUCACUAUGAUAUAAAGCCAGCCAAUAUUCUACUUGAUGUGAACUUCCUCCCUAAAGUUUCAGAUUUUGGGCUUGCAAAGCUUUGCAACAGGGACAGUACUCAUGAUUCAGUUACCGGAUUCAAGGGAACCCUUGGUUACUCUGCCCCAGAGUUUUUUCUGAGAAAUCAUCCCAUAACUUACAAAUGUGAUGUGUAUAGUUUUGGAAUGUUGUUAUUUGAGAUAGUUGGGAUGAGGAAAAACAAGGUUAGUAGUUCCUCUGAAAGCUUAGAAUGGUUUCCGAAGGUUGUGUUGGAUAAGUACCAGAAGGGUGAAUUGGUUGAACUAAUAAAAAGUUAUGGGAUUAAAAAGGAGGAUAUGGAAAAGGCAGAGAGAAUGUCAUUAGUGGCAUUGUGGUGUGUUCAAGACUCGCCAGGAGCUAGGCCACCAAUGAGUGCCGUGGUGAAGAUGCUGGAAGGAGGAGUGGAGAUCAUGCCACCUCCUAAACCUACUCAUUUACUGUUCUCAUCGUUAGGGACAAAUGCAGUCAAGCCACCAAAUGCUGCCACUGGUUCGAGUUCCUCCUCAAGUGAAGAAUCCGCUUCUUAUUGGUAUAAAGAGACCACUUCAAGCAUGGCUAAGUAUGAAAUACAAGUGUUGGGGUUUAGAACCCAUGUUGGGAUUGGGGAUUCAACCCAGAUCAAGUCUGGGAUUGAGGAUUCAACCCAGAUCAACUCAUUUUUUCCUGCAGAUUCAUCGAGUCUUGGCGGCGAGAAGGGGAACAUUCACAGAGGGAUGAUGAUAGCGGUGACCGGGUUUCUGCCCAUGGAAGAUUUCGAUCUGAUGGUGGAAGUGGUGGGGGUCGAGGAAAAAGAGUGGUGUAUCUUAGCUUACCAAUCAGUUUUGCUUUGGACAGCGAGGUGGCAUGGCUAUCUUGCCUUGUCAACGAUGGGUGAGGAGGAAGGGGUUUGGUUGGCUUCGGGAGGAAUUGGGAAUUGUUUUGUCAAUCGUGGCUAAGGGGUGGCCGACGGUGGCGACAGCUCUUUUCUGGCGGGGGCUUGCGUUUCUCGGUGGGAUUGCUUGAAUCGGAUUUUUCGGUGAUUGGAUGGAAUUGAGAUUCUAAGGGGAUUAUACUUUCCAGAAAAAUCAGGAUUUGCUCCAUUUGAAUUUAGGUUAAAUGCUUAAUUUGGUCCCUUAACUUUAAGAAAUGAACAUUUUUGAU